This is a messenger RNA of Gossypium raimondii (Peruvian cotton), 384 nucleotides long. RefSeq lists its product as uncharacterized. The record is from RefSeq and is a predicted model, not a curated record. Bases 1 to 384 code for a protein of 127 amino acids. The transcript has a single exon. NCBI's taxonomy places the organism in Eukaryota, Viridiplantae, Streptophyta, Magnoliopsida, Malvales, Malvaceae.
AUGGAUGAUCCUCCUGUGAGAGGGACCAGGUCCAUUGCUGACAUCUAUCAAAAAUGCAAUGUGGCUAUAGUUGAGCCUUCGAGCUUUAAAGAAGCCAUGAGAAAUGAGCAUUGGAAGAAGGCCAUGGAGGCUGAGAUUGAUAUGAUUCAUAAAAAUGACACUUGGGAUCUAAUGGUUAGACCUGAUCAAAAGAAGGUCAUAGGUGUCAAGUGGGUUUUUAGAGCCAAGUUUAAUUCUGAUGGCUCAUUGAACAAACACAAGGCAAGGCUUGUUGUGAAAGGGUAUAGCCAGCAGUUUGGCAUUGAUUUUGUGGAGACAUUUGCUCCAGUAGCAAGGCUAGACACCAUCAAGCUUCUGUUUGCCUUGGCUGCACAAAAGCAAUAG